Rana temporaria (common frog) is the source of this 995-nucleotide messenger RNA. RefSeq names its product leucine-rich repeat-containing protein 38-like. Gene Ontology annotation, cellular component: plasma membrane. Gene Ontology annotation, molecular function: protein binding. The record is from RefSeq and is a predicted model, not a curated record. The transcript is spliced from 3 exons. NCBI's taxonomy places the organism in Eukaryota, Metazoa, Chordata, Amphibia, Anura, Ranidae. Bases 47 to 934 code for a protein of 295 amino acids.
UUGUCUGUCUUGCCUUCAAGUUUUAAGUGCAUUUGUUUUGGCUUUUAUGACUUUGUUGACCACUUUUGCAGCCUUUUUUGGACUUGUAAUGCUUUUGGGAAUGGUAAACGAUAAUGCAGCCACCUGCACUGGAUCUGAUGCAGACCGAGUAUAUUACUGCAAGACGUUUCAGAAAGAUUACAGUGAAGGCACCAAGACCCUUAUAUUUGAAGAAAGGAAUGUUGGCUUGAUUAAUUCCACAGUGUUUUCCAGUCCAACCUUGAAGUCUGUUGUUACCCUCACACUCACCGGAAGUAAAAUUCGCACCAUUGAAUCGGGAGCCUUUGAGCAGUUCUCAUCACUAAUCACUCUUGAGCUUCAGAACAACAAGCUAACAACUCUAUCGCCCUCUUGGUUUCACGAUUCCACAGUUUUGGAGCAGCUCAAUGUGGCUGGAAAUGUGAUUCACCAGUUGCGUCCUGGUAUGCUGGAGGGAUAUUCUGGUUUGAAAGUUCUGAAUCUCAGCAGGAAUGAAAUCGUCAGCAUUGAAAGUGGGAGCUUUGCUACCCUGAGCAAACUGUCAUCUCUGGAUUUGUCCUACAAUAGGAUUUCAUCGCUUGAACGUAAAGUGUUCACUUCCAUGAAUGCCACUUUGAAAUUGCACGGGAAUCCAUGGAACUGCUCCUGUGAGCAGAAAGAUUUCAUACUAUUUUUACAAGAAUUAGUUAACGCUUCCAGAUUGAAUGACUCCACCUUGGUGACUUGCCACUACCCACCAGACCUCAACGGAAUGAUUGUGUGGAAUGUUUCUGAAGUGAAUUGUUCAGCGUCUGUUUUAUCGCCGCCUUCUACAAAGAUUUUUCACAAAAUUGUGCUACCUGCUCUGUUCGUAGUUUUAGGUGAGUGCGUAUUUUUGCCGAGACAGAUCGGAUCACUGUUAUGUCUUUGCCCAUAAAAGUCUAAAAAAAAUCCAAAAGCAGUUUGAAUCAAGUCAAAUGCAGGUCAAAACGAUAUAA